UAAUAGUUAUUAUGUUUUGAUAGGGUAUGAUAUGAUAUCCGUCUUAAAAUUAAAUACGAAGAAAACGAAUGCACAUUAAUUGUAAUAUAAUAACAUUUUUUCUUUGUAAUUUCACGGUGUAAUCAAGGGAAUUUUCAUCACAAAAGCGCUGACGCGCUGCCGUGUGCACUUUGCAUACUGGAGUCGGUAAGUAGUCGUACUACUGGCACGAACCGGAGCCGGGCUCGGACCAGUUGUCGAUCUACUCCUAUAUAUAACUGGACGCGCACCCACCAGCGAACGCGGUGUGUUCCCCUCCUCCCAUUCGAUCGCCAGCUCCCUCAAUGGCGGCCGUGCAGCGCCGCCAGCCCCUCCCGCCCGCAUCGCAUAAGCUGCGACGUGGUGAACCUGCGUGUUCCGGCACCGCUCCCCCGCCGGUCUGCCGCUACUGGAAGUCCGGCCACUGCGUCCGGAAACCCUGCCGGUUCCUCCACGCCGAUCCGGCGCAGGCGCCGCCGCCGUCGGUUGUCGUCGCCAAGAAGCGCAGCAACACCUGGGUCAACACUUCCUCCAAAAUCGCCAAGCCCAGCGCCGCAACAGAUGGAGGAGAGGCCGCGGUUCCUCCGGUGCCGCCGACGACGACCAAACCCAGCCCCGCAACCAAUGUCGUCGGGGCUGCGGUUCCUCCGGUGCCACCGACGAAGCCGGAUCAGCCGCCCGUGCGCGUCCAGGAACAACCGGUCGGCGGCGUGUGGUGCGUCGGGGACGGCAUCCGCGGCGUCGCGCGGCUCGAGGGCCACUCCAAGGCGGUCACCGGCGUCGCGGUGCCCGAAGGGUCCGGCAAGCUCUUCUCCGGCAGCCUGGACGGCACGGUGCGCGCCUGGGACUGCGCUACCGGGCAGUGCGUCCGCGUCGCGCCGGUGCAGGAAGGGGAGGUGGGCCGCCUGAUCGCCAUGGGCCCGUGGGUGCUCCUCGGCGUCCGCGGCGCCGUCAGGGCGCUCCACGCGGGGAGCGGCAAUGAGCUGAGGCUGAGGCUGCCCGCCGCCGCCGCGCAGGUCACCGCUCUCCUGGCAGAGGACGACGAGCGCCUAUUCGCUGGCGCGGAGGACGGCGCCAUCUACAUGUGGAGGCUGGACCGAGAACGCCAGCGCUUCGACGAGGUCGCCGCGCUCGCAGGCCACGGCGGGCACGCCGUCGCGUCGCUGGCCCAGGGGAAGGGCGCGCUCUACUCCGGCGCGGCGGACGGCGGCAUCAGGGUCUGGGACCUCGAGACACGCCGGUGCGUCUGCAGCUUUGCCGGCCACGCGUCCAUAGUCACCGCGCUGCUGUGCUGGGACCGGUUCCUGCUCUCCUCAUCCGUCGACGGCACCGUGAAGGCCUGGAGGUCCAAGCCGGACCAUGGUGACGUCGAUCCCGAGCUGGAGGUGCACUACACCCACAGAGAAGAAGGCGAGCGAGUGGUCGCCAUGGACGGGACGCACGACGCCGGCAAGAAGCCCGUCCUGCUGGUCUCGCGCGGCGACGGCGUCGUCCGUGUGUACGACCUCCCGUCGUUCAAGCCCAGAGGACAGAUUCGCUGCAACGGCGAGGUCACGGCAAUGUCGCUCAGGACCCCCGGCGUAGCCUUCACCGGGGACGCGUCCGGCGAGGUCAGAGUUGUGAAGUGGACGCCGGCAGCUGCAUCCUGAAUUUUUUGUUAUGUGUUCUGCAAUAGACCACUGGCAGUUUCAAUUGUAGGCCAGUGAGUUUGUAAUACAGAGCAAUCAGUAGGAUACUAGUGCAAUGUAAAGAUACCAGUGGCAAUGCUUAUAGUAUUAUACAGUAUGGAUCAGAGAUAUUUAGAAUCUGAAGAACUGCCGUCACUUCA
This is a messenger RNA of Hordeum vulgare subsp. vulgare (domesticated barley), 1846 nucleotides long. Its product is annotated as zinc finger CCCH domain-containing protein 17-like. NCBI's taxonomy places the organism in Eukaryota, Viridiplantae, Streptophyta, Magnoliopsida, Poales, Poaceae. Gene Ontology annotation, molecular function: metal ion binding; protein binding. The transcript has a single exon. The coding region runs from base 324 to 1667 and encodes 447 amino acids. The record is from RefSeq and is a predicted model, not a curated record.